Phragmites australis (common reed) is the source of this 1791-nucleotide messenger RNA. RefSeq names its product calmodulin-binding receptor-like cytoplasmic kinase 2. Gene Ontology annotation, molecular function: ATP binding; protein kinase activity. The record is from RefSeq and is a predicted model, not a curated record. The coding region runs from base 162 to 1430 and encodes 422 amino acids. Gene Ontology annotation, biological process: protein phosphorylation. NCBI's taxonomy places the organism in Eukaryota, Viridiplantae, Streptophyta, Magnoliopsida, Poales, Poaceae. The transcript has 6 exons.
GCGCAAAACCCCACGACUCCGACCCUUCUCGCUCCCGGCUCCUUGCUCCGUGUCAUCGUCAAACCGCCGCUUUCCAAGGCAGCAAGGCCCCCUCCCCCUCCCUUCGUCUCCGCACGCGGCUGCCCCCCUCGCCACGCGUGCAGUGCAAUCCAGGAGCCAAGAUGUGGAGCGGCGGCUCGGCCGGGAGGCGGAGCGAUCCCGGCGGCAGCGGCGACCUGCCCCGCUUCUCCGCCGCCACCACGGCAUCGUCCGCCUCCGAGCGUUCCGUGAACGGUGGCGGUCGCGGGGUGUCCUUCCUCGACGCCUUCCGGUCCUGCUUCGUCCCCACGGGGACGCGCUCGCCGGAGACCUCCUUGUCCGAGGACUUCCACCCCUCCCAACAACUCUCACAGUCGGUGAGCUCACAUGGUUCUAGCAGUGGAAGCACUUUUGAGAGCAAGCGAUCAGUUAGAGGACUGUAUAGUCCCAUGCACAGGAAUUCUUCAGAUAGGGAUAGGGAGAUCCCUGGCAGCACAAAUUUCUCCUUGUCAGAGAUCCAGAAAGCAACCAAGAACUUCUCGCCAAACUUGAAGAUUGGGCAGGGUGGUUCUGGGACUGUAUACAAGGGUCAGCUCGUUGAUGGUACUCUCAUUGCCGUCAAACGCGCCAAGAAGAAUGUGUAUGACAAACAUAUGGGUCGUGAGUUCUGGAACGAGAUUGAGACAUUGCAACGCAUUGAGCACCUGAAUUUGGUUAGGUUUCAUGGGUACCUGGAGUUUGGUGGUGAGCAGUUGAUAAUUGUGGAGUAUGUUCCCAAUGGGAAUCUUCGAGAACACCUUGACUGUCUGAAUGGUAAAUUACUGAAGUUCUCACUGAGAUUGGAUAUUGCAAUUGAUGUGGCUCAUGCUAUUACUUAUCUUCAUACCUACUCAGACCAUCCAGUCAUCCACAGGGACAUCAAAUCCUCAAACAUUCUCCUAAUGAACAAUUGUCGAGCCAAGGUUGCUGACUUUGGAUUCGCCAAACUGGCUCCAACUGAUGCUAGCCAUGUCUCUACUCAAGUCAAAGGAACAGCAGGCUAUCUUGAUCCAGAAUAUCUCAGAACAUACCAGCUCAAUCAGAAGAGUGAUGUCUACUCCUUUGGAGUCCUGUUGGUGGAGUUGGUUACUGGGAGGCGCCCUAUAGAACCAAAGAGGGCAAUAAUUGAGCGUGUUACCGCAAAAUGGGCAAUGGAGAAAUUUGUGGAGGGCAAUGCUAUCCAAACACUGGAUUCAAAUCUGGAAGCAACCGACGCGAUCAAUCUGGCAGUCGAGAAGAUGUACGAGCUGGCUCUGCAAUGCUUAGCUCCAACGAAGAGGAACCGACCGAGCAUGAGGCGAUGCGCAGAGAUCCUAUGGAGCAUACGCAAAGAUUACAGGGAGUUGGUCGUACCAACUUCGGCCAUGAACUGAAGCAGCUCAUCUGGAACGAUCAAGUAAAGAAAAGGUGUCUUCCAGUUUGCCUCUCUUCAAAGCUUAGGCAUACAUGACCCUGCUGCUGGGAUUCCUUCGGUUACGCUGUAAGUAGUCGCGAACGAGACUGAUGGCCUUCCUAGACGUUGAGUGUAUACUAGCUAGCAACUAGAGAGGGUUCCUUAAAAGUCUUCCUACACAGUGUGCUUGAAUCGUUGCUGUGAGCAAACAUAUAGGAAUACGAGUAUAUAAUGGUGUGUAUAUCUCGUAAGUUUUCUUAUAAGGGGUAGAUGCAUGGAGAAAUCCUUGUUUUUCUGAAGAGUGCUGUAUUUCCCAUGGAAGUGAAUGCACUUUCUGUGUA